Oppia nitens is the source of this 698-nucleotide messenger RNA. RefSeq names its product peptidyl-prolyl cis-trans isomerase cypE-like. Lineage: Eukaryota; Metazoa; Arthropoda; Arachnida; Sarcoptiformes; Oppiidae. The record is from RefSeq and is a predicted model, not a curated record. The transcript has a single exon. Gene Ontology annotation, cellular component: catalytic step 2 spliceosome. Gene Ontology annotation, molecular function: peptidyl-prolyl cis-trans isomerase activity. Gene Ontology annotation, biological process: protein folding; protein peptidyl-prolyl isomerization. The coding region runs from base 118 to 684 and encodes 188 amino acids.
AUAAUAAUCAAUCAAACAGUAUACUACUAUUGAAUAAUAUGAUAUAAAUUAAUUAAUUUACAAUAAAUGGUGUAUUUGUGUUAAUUAAAUAUUGAAUUUUUCUUAUAAAACAAAAUAAUGUAUUUAAAAGAAAAUAAAGAUUUUUUGGUUAAACUGGUUUUGUUGAUCAUCUCGUUUGUCGGGUGCAGUCAAGCGGCCAAACAUAACGAUAAAUAUGUAACUUUGGUCACCAAUAAGGGUGAGAUCACUCUCGAGUUGUUCUGGUCUUUGACACCCAAGACAUGCAAAAACUUUGCAGAAUUGGCUAAAAAGAAAUACUACGACAAUACUAUUUUCCAUAGAGUUAUCGAUAAUUUUAUGAUACAAGGAGGCGACCCAACCGGCACCGGUAGGGGCGGUAAAUCAAUCUAUGGUAAAAAGUUUGAGGACGAGUUCAACGCUAAUCUCAAACACGACAGUGAGGGUAUACUUAGUAUGGCCAACGCCGGACCCGAUACUAAUGGCAGUCAAUUUUUUAUAACAUUGAAAAAAACUAGUUUUUUAAAUGGAAAACAUACUGUUUUCGGUAAAGUAGUCAAAGGCAUGGAUGUGGUCCAUGCUAUCGGUAAAGUGGAGACCAAUGAUGAUAAACCUAUAGAUCCCAUCACAAUAUUGAAAGCUAAAGUUCACAAUGAUUUGAAAUAAUAAAUAAUUUUCUC